AUGUCAUCCUUCGAGUCGUCUAUGGGUUGGCGGGAUGUCACAUCAAUCGUUUGGAUUGGAGUUGAUUUCAUUAUCGAUGAUUGUACCGAGAAGUGCGAUAUGAAACGGAGGUAUCCACUUAUAGGAUUGCGCAAUAAGGAUGAGACAAAAUACUUCUUGGACGUUGGACCGAAUAUCGAGAUUCCGGGAAUUUGUCAUGCGCAGUAUAGUUUCACAAGCAGUCCUCAGCUGAUGGUUUCGGGUUGA
Anisakis simplex (herring worm) is the source of this 246-nucleotide messenger RNA. NCBI's taxonomy places the organism in Eukaryota, Metazoa, Nematoda, Chromadorea, Rhabditida, Anisakidae. The record is from the annotation of a GenBank genome assembly.